Molecule: messenger RNA, 1566 nt
Organism: Megalobrama amblycephala (Wuchang bream)
Lineage: Eukaryota; Metazoa; Chordata; Actinopteri; Cypriniformes; Xenocyprididae
Product: interferon alpha/beta receptor 1a-like
Exons: 7
Coding region: 172-1284 (370 amino acids)
Molecular function (GO): interferon receptor activity; protein binding
Source: RefSeq, a predicted model, not a curated record
GGGAAGCUUUACUGACACACCCUGGUUCGAGUGCGCUUGUUGUUUGAGAACACCUCGUGACGCUGCUCGAUGUGACGUCAGUUCCGCAUUGUCUCCAUGUGAGUGUGGCGGAACCGAGAGAAGCUGAGAGUGUGAGACACACAGUGAAGAGAUGCGAGGAUUGAUGUGAACAUGAAGGCGCUGCGCUGCUUCUGUCUGCUGCUGUCAGUGGCUCUUGGAGAUUUGAGCCGUCCUCAGAAUCUCUCUCUUCAGACUCUCAACACACAGUAUGUUCUGCAUUGGGACUGGGCUGAUGAUCAGCAGACGGCCGUGAACGGGACGCUUACCUUCACUGCACAGUAUCUCUCGUAUAAGCAGAAAUGGAGGACGGUGUGCGCUGAUGUUUCAGAGCGUCUCUGUGAUUUCACUGAUGCUGGACUGAGUUACUGGGGCAUAUAUUAUCUGCGUGUGCGGGCCAACACAGCACAGUGGUUCUCCAGCUGGACCAACAUCAGUUUCUGCCCUGAUAGAGAUGCUGAUUUAGGUCCUCCGUCCAGUGUGAAGCUGACCUCUGUUAAAGGAGAUCUAGAGAUCGUCAUCGCUGACCCUCUGAGCAGCACCAACAAGUCCAUGAAAACGCUGGUUCCCGACAUGCAUUACCUCAUCCAGUACUGGAAGAAGCAUGAAGACUAUAAGAAGGCUGAAGUCUUAAAGACGAAGAAUAAUGUGGUGACGCUGUCUGAGCUGGAUGGAUCAACAUGGUACUGUGUGAGAGUUCAGAGCUGCUGUGACUUCUACAACAAGACAAGCGUCUUCAGUGAUACACACUGCACACGCACUGAAGGACAGACUCCGUACUGGCAGAUAUUUCUGUACUUCCUGUUGUUGCCGGUGCUGUGCUUCCUGCUGGGGCUGGUGUGGUUUUGCUUUUACAAGGUGUUGAAGUCCAUAAAGAGCAUCUUCUACCCAAACGUUCAACUCCCGGCUCACAUUCAGGAGCUGUGGUCACCUGACUCGGAGAAGCCGCAGCUGCUCCCUCCGGAAUCUCCCGGUUCUGUCUGUGAACACCUGGACCUGAUCAGCGCCGAGAUGGACACGGUGACGGACGCCCAGAGCUUAAACUCUGAGGACCAGGACACGAGCGCACCCAGCCGACACGGCAGCGGAGACUCCGGCUUCAACUCCACAGAGGAGGACUUCAGUCGGCACGGCGCCUUCACUGACGUACAGACCGAUGACGUGUGCAAGACGAACAGGAAGCACACUGAAGAGCUGCAUGAUGGGACGCUGGAGCUCUGCGCUUAAGACCAGACACAAACAGAUGACUCCGUUCUGUUUCUUUCUCUGUUCAAACAUGUUGUGACAGCAGCACCGUGGAAAUGCAAAACCUUUGGGAGGUUUAUGGCAUUUCAGACAUAUUUUCAUUUCUGUAUUCAAACGUGCAGAUUCUUUAUGAUUCUUAUAGGAUCUUAAUUCAUGUUUUGUCUCUCGAUGUCUUUCUUUGUUAGCUUCAAAAGCAGCUGCAUGUAAAGAGAAUAAGCGUCACUCAUCUUCACCCAGUGUCACAUUAAAAUGGACUCUAUCAUA